Condylostylus longicornis is the source of this 720-nucleotide messenger RNA. Its product is annotated as general odorant-binding protein 99a-like. Bases 129 to 551 code for a protein of 140 amino acids. The record is from RefSeq and is a predicted model, not a curated record. Gene Ontology annotation, biological process: sensory perception of smell. The transcript has 2 exons. Gene Ontology annotation, molecular function: odorant binding. Lineage: Eukaryota; Metazoa; Arthropoda; Insecta; Diptera; Dolichopodidae.
AGCCUACAUUAAUGUAAAACGUUUUAAGAGUAAUUUUUGUAAUAAGUCAUAAAUAAUUUGUUGUAUAAAAGAAAAAUUCAUAUAUUCAUAUAAUAAAUUAUAUACGUAUAAAUCUAUAUAUAUACAAUAUGAAAACGAUUUUUGCAAUAUUUGCUCUUAUUCUAGCGGUUAACGCCGAAUGGAAAAUUAAUACCCAAGAAGAUCUAAUGAAAUAUCGUGAAGAAUGCGUUGCCGAGAAAAAUGUACCAACAGAACAUGUUGACAAAUAUAAAAAAUGGGAUUAUCCAGAUGAUGAAACAACUCGUUGCUAUUUAGAAUGUGUUUUCAAUAAAAUGGGAUUAUAUGAUCCAAAGGAUGGCUAUAAUAUUGAUCAUUUAACACAACAAUUAAAACAUAAUUCGAAAGAUGAACAUGAUGAUAUUAGGUCAAGAAUUGAAAAUUGUAUUGAUAAAAAUGAACAAAAAAGUGAUUCUUGCGCAUAUCUAUUCAGAGGAUUCAAAUGUUUUAUGAGCAAAAAUCUUCAAUUAGUUCAACAAAGUAUUAAACAAUAAAACCCACUACAUUGCACAUAAAAUUACAAAUAUAAUCGCAGAUUGAGAAAUAAAACCAUUUUAAUUUUAAAUAUAUUAAAGUAAUACUCGACCAACAUCUUAUUAUUUAAGGGUUGUCACAUUAUUCUGAAAUAAUAAAGACAAUGUUAACAUGAGAACUGAUCAAAAA